Talpa occidentalis (Iberian mole) is the source of this 1756-nucleotide messenger RNA. RefSeq names its product sarcoglycan delta (gene SGCD). Gene Ontology annotation, cellular component: sarcolemma; sarcoglycan complex. The record is from RefSeq and is a predicted model, not a curated record. NCBI's taxonomy places the organism in Eukaryota, Metazoa, Chordata, Mammalia, Eulipotyphla, Talpidae. Bases 657 to 1526 code for a protein of 289 amino acids. The transcript has 9 exons. Gene Ontology annotation, biological process: heart contraction; cardiac muscle tissue development.
GCUCUCCCAGCUGUCACACGCUUGUUAUCAGGACUGGCAAGAGCUGGGGGUCCCCAGGGGUCAGCCCAGACAGCGCAUGAAGGGAGCAAGCCAGAAAGAGUCCAUGCCUCUAACACUGUGAGCGGAGCCUAGGGAGGGAAUGGCUGCACCAUCUGAAUGGGUUCUAGAAGCAGUUUCCAUUGCGGUCGGGAGUGGGAGCCCAGCACACAUGGUGGGCGCUGCUGUGGGCUGAGACUGGGCUGGACACAUGUGUUUCCCAUCGAUCGCUGGAGACAGCCCAGUAGCGGGGAGCUGGCCUGACAAAGCCGUAUUGAAGAGCAGAGUAGGGUUUCAAAGCAGGCCGAAAAAGAAGGGGAAUGCUGUUCAGGAAAUUCUUCAGGCAUGGGCAGGGACUUGGCUGCAGUUCGGCUGUUGGAAAAUCUGACUGGGGCAGCCGCUGAGCACAGGCCUGGCCUGCUCACACCCCGCAGAACGAGCGGGCAGCUGCCUCCUUCCCAGCCGCUCGCAGCCCCCAGCAUCGCACCCCAGGCAUCGCGCGCGCUGGACUGCACCCCCAGAACUGCACACCCCGGAGAUUGCUGGUGAAGUCUCGCAGCUGUACGGCAGAGGGGAGAUUCUGCUGUCCCUUGCUGGCUUCCCCACCACAACACAGAAAGAUGCCUCAGGAACAGUACACUCACCACCGGAGCACCAUGCCCAGCUCCGAGGGGCCACAGGUAUACAAAGUGGGCAUUUACGGCUGGCGGAAAAGAUGCCUGUAUUUCUUCGUCCUGCUCCUGAUGAUUUUAAUCCUGGUGAACUUGGCCAUGACCAUCUGGAUUCUCAAAGUCAUGAACUUCACAAUUGAUGGAAUGGGAAACUUGAGAAUCACAGAAAAAGGUCUCAGGCUGGAAGGAGACUCAGAAUUCUUACAACCUCUCUACGCCAAAGAAAUACGGUCCCGACCAGGUAACGCUCUCUACUUCAAAUCUGCCCGGAAUGUCACCGUGAACAUCCUCAAUGACCAAAUGAAAGUGCUCACACAGCUGAUCACAGGUCCAAAAGCUGUCGAAGCUUAUGGCAAAAAGUUUGAGGUGAAAACUGUUUCUGGAAAACUGCUCUUCUCUGCAGAUAACAAUGAAGUCGUAGUAGGAGCUGAGAGAUUAAGAGUUCUAGGAGCAGAGGGCACAGUGUUCCCCAAAUCUAUAGAGACACCUAAUAUCAGGGCAGACCCCUUCAAGGAACUAAGGCUGGAGUCCCCAACCCGGUCUCUGGUGAUGGAGGCCCCGAAAGGAGUAGAAAUAAAUGCAGAAGCUGGCAAUAUGGAAGCCACCUGCAGAACGGAGCUGCGACUGGAGUCCAAAGAUGGGGAGAUUAAGUUAGAUGCUGCGAGAAUCAAACUACCUAGGCUGCCUCACGGAUCCUACACACCUGCAGGGAACAGGCAGAAGGUCUUCGAGAUCUGCGUCUGCGCCAACGGGAGGCUGUUCCUGUCCCAGGCAGGAACCGGUUCCACUUGUCAGAUAAACACAAGCGUCUGCCUUUGAAAGACUAUCCAUGGGGGACACGGACAGCAACAUAAAAGCCUUUUUUUUUGGCUUCAGACACUGGCUGCCAGCUAUUUUUACUAGAAACACAGAAGGCCUCUCAAAGACCUUGUGUGUGUGUGUGCGCGCGCGUGUGUGCUUGUGUGUGUACGUGUGCGUGUGCUUGCGUGGCUGGGUGGAUAUAAAUAUAUAUAAAUAUAUAUAAAUAAAUAUAUAUAUAUCCUCUGUAU